GUAAUUCAACAUAUAAACAUUUGUGGUUCAUCAUGUCUUUGUCAGUUGAAAAAACUUCCUCUGGCCGUGAAUACAAGGUGAAGGACAUGUCCCUGGCUGACUUCGGGAAGCUGGAACUCGAGCUUUCCGAAGUUGAGAUGCCAGGACUCAUGUCCUGCCGAACUGAGUUCGGCCCCUCACAGCCAUUUAAGGGAGUCAGGAUUACUGGCUCCCUUCACAUGACCAUCCAGACAGGAGUCUUGAUUCAGACUCUGACGGCCUUAGGGGCCGAAGUCAGAUGGUGCUCAUGCAACAUCUUUUCCACACAGGAUCAUGCUGCAGCUGCCAUUGCACGUGAUAGUGCGGCUGUCUUUGCAUGGAAAGGCGAGACCCUUCAGGAGUACUGGUGGUGUACCGAGAGGGCUCUUGAUUGGGGUCCUGAUGGGGGUCCCGAUUUGGUCGUUGAUGAUGGCGGUGACACAACAUUACUGAUUCAUGAAGGCGUAAAGGCUGAGGAGGAGUUUGCAAAAUCCGGUGCUCUGCCUGAUCCCAAAUCUACUGAUAAUGCAGAGUUUCAGAUUGUUUUGACGAUUAUCCGAGAUGGGCUGAAAUCUGAUCCGAAGAGGUAUCACAAAAUGAAGGACAGAUUGGUAGGAGUAUCGGAAGAGACUACUACUGGAGUGAAGAGAUUGUACCAAAUGCAGCUAAACGGCACCCUUUUGUUUCCUGCUAUCAAUGUGAAUGACUCUGUCACAAAAAGCAAGUUUGAUAAUUUGUAUGGAUGCCGCCACUCGCUCCCUGACGGUUUAAUGAGAGCCACAGAUGUUAUGAUUGCUGGAAAAGUUGCAGUUGUUGCAGGUUAUGGUGAUGUGGGAAAGGGAUGUGCUGCUGCCUUGAAGCAAGCUGGUGCUCGAGUGAUCGUGACUGAAAUUGAUCCCAUCUGUGCUCUGCAAGCCACAAUGGAAGGUCUUCAGGUUUUAACGCUCCCUGACGUUCUGUCUGUAGCUGAUAUCUUCGUCACCACUACAGGGAACAAGGAUAUCAUCAUGGUUGAUCACAUGAGGAAGAUGAAGAACAAUGCAAUUGUUUGCAACAUUGGUCACUUUGACAAUGAAAUUGACAUGCAUGGUCUUGAGACGUAUCCAGGUGUUAAAAGAAUUACAAUAAAGCCACAAACAGACAGAUGGGUGUUCCCUGACACAAAAUCAGGCAUCAUUGUCUUGGCUGAGGGUCGGCUCAUGAACUUGGGGUGCGCUACAGGUCACCCCAGCUUUGUGAUGUCUUGCUCCUUCACUAACCAAGUUAUUGCCCAGCUUGAGCUAUGGAAGGAGAGGAGUAGCGGGAAGUAUGAGAAAAAGGUGUACGUCUUGCCCAAGCAUCUUGAUGAGAAGGUUGCAGCACUUCACCUUGAAAAGCUCGGUGCUAAGCUCACGAAACUCACCAAAGACCAGGCUGACUACAUUAGUGUCCCGGUUGAAGGGCCAUACAAACCUGCUCACUAUAGGUACUAAGAGAAAUAUCUCGAAUCUGUAUGGUGAUAGCAUCUUAAAGUUACUUUAAUUUUGUUUAGUUUCAUAGUUCUAUUUAAGUAGUUUUGUUUUGAGGGUUUUGAAGAAGGAAUUGAUGUACUGGUUUUCACGUUGAAUAAGGCAAUGUUUCUCGGUGGUGUUGAGACAAAGUAUUUUUGUUAUAAUGUGGAGAUUUUACUGAUAUUGUUUCUGA
Daucus carota subsp. sativus is the source of this 1701-nucleotide messenger RNA. Its product is annotated as adenosylhomocysteinase. Gene Ontology annotation, cellular component: cytosol. The record is from RefSeq and is a predicted model, not a curated record. The transcript has 2 exons. Gene Ontology annotation, biological process: L-methionine cycle. Gene Ontology annotation, molecular function: adenosylhomocysteinase activity. Lineage: Eukaryota; Viridiplantae; Streptophyta; Magnoliopsida; Apiales; Apiaceae. Bases 33 to 1490 code for a protein of 485 amino acids.